Molecule: messenger RNA, 2559 nt
Organism: Clonostachys byssicola
Lineage: Eukaryota; Fungi; Ascomycota; Sordariomycetes; Hypocreales; Bionectriaceae
Source: the annotation of a GenBank genome assembly
AUGGCUGAUUUGUCUACUUGUCUUCCCUUGACCAGGGAGAGCGUCAUCGAGGCCCACAAGGUCAUCAAGCCCUUGGUUCAUCUGACCCCUGUGUUGAGAAGUUCCGCCUUGUCAAAGCUUGCUUCUACCCCUCAAGAUCCUACCGUCAGCGGCGUGGCGAACCCGGCCAAGCCCGUCAUUCGACUUUCAUUCAAAUGUGAAAACUUACAACGCAUCGGAGCUUUUAAAGCCCGGGGCGCUUUCUACGCUGUUGAAAAGCUGAAGCAAGAGCCUGGUUGGCUCGAAAAUGGCGGCCUUCAAAAGGGCGUGGUCGGCUUUAGUUCAGGCAAUCAUGCCCAAGCCCUUGCUCUUGCAGCCAAAGAGAGUGGAAUGCCUGCUUAUAUAGUCAUGCCCGACAUUGUACGUCCCAACAAGGUUGCCGCAACAAAGGGCUAUGGAGCUGAGGUCACUCUUUGUGACCGGUUUGAACGAGAAGCUGUCGCUGCCAAGAUCGUGGCUGAGAAGGGUGCUCGCCUGGUCCCGCCUUUUGACCACCCUGAUAUAAUCCUCGGCCAAGGAACCGCUGGACUCGAGUUCCAAGAACAAGUCAAGGAGCUUGAUGCUAUCCUUGCCCCAGCUAGUGGUGGUGGUUUGCUUUCUGGCGUCGCUCUUAGCUGUGAGAACACCGGCAUCCGCGUGUUUGGUGUGGAGCCAGAGUUCGAGGGUGCAGACGACAUUCGUCGCGGGUUUCAGACCGGCGAGAGGAUCACGUUCGUGAAGAGUGACACUAUCGCCGAUGGAUUACUUGGUGUUGUUGGGGUCCACACGUGGAAUCUCAUAUACACACGAAAGCUGGUGGCAGCUAUGUACGCAGUGACAGAAGACCAGAUCCUUGAGGCAACCAGGCUUAUACUGGAGAGACUGAAAGUUGUGGUGGAGCCUGCCUCGGCUGUUGCAUUAGCUGUUGUGCUCUAUAACGAAGAGUUUAGGGCUAUGGUUGAGCGAGAGGCUGGCGAGGCUGGAUGGGAUGUCGGUAUUGUAUUGAGCGUUCAACUACCCGCCGGAAGCACAAAGGGGUUUGCCAACUAUCCUCACGGACGAAUCGCCCCUGCUGGAUCCCGCACUCUCUAUAUUUCAGGCACAUCAUCAAGGCGCGCCGAUGGGACUUUCGAUGGAGUGACCGUCAAGGCGGAUGGAAGCUUGUCUUUCAGCGCUGAGGAACAGACAACGGCCAUUCUAAAGAAAAUCGAGGCCAUCAUAAAGCAGGCAACAGGAGGCACCGGCGGUCUUGAAAAUAUAAUUGAUGCCACUAUCUUCCUGGUCAAUAUCACGGGCGACUAUGCUGGAAUGAAUGCUGUUUGGAACAGCUUUUUCCCAGAUGCAAAUGCCGCACCCGCCCGCACGACCAUCGAGGUCAAAGCACUGCCCAGCCCCAAGCUCAUCGUCGAGAUCAAGUAUAUCAGCACAUGCCCAAGUCUGUCAAGAACCUCUGUGCAAGAAGCAGCACACAGAAUCAAAGGAAAACUACACCGAACUCCAGUCCUCUCUAGUAGCUAUGUCGACAGCAUUGCCAGUAGUCCCCAGACUACCGCAGCGCUGAAAGGGACGCCGUGGGAAGGACAGGAGCCAUCUAGGCCUCGAAUUCAUAUACUCUUCAAGUGCGAGAACCUGCAAAAGGUUGGGGCAUUCAAGCCUAGGGGUGCAUUCAAUGCCAUGCUCCGGUAUCUAGAGGAGCAAAAAGCCCAAGGAAAUGAUCCGACAGACCAAAACAGCCCAGUUCGUUUCGUAACUCACUCUUCUGGUAAUCAUGCUCAAGGUGUUUCUCUCGCUGCCAAAGAACUUGGAUACCCAGCUCACGUGGUGAUGCCAUCCAUCUCCAUGCCGGGCAAAAUCGCUGCAACCAAAGAUUACGGGGCAACGGUACACUUCAGCGGCCCAACACCACCAGAAAGAUUUGUAAUCGUGGACAGGUUAAUGGAUGAGCCGGGCUACAGAAGCGUUUUUAUUCCACCAUAUGAUCACCCUGAUACUCUCCUCGGCCAAGGAACCCUGGGGCUGGAACUUCAAGAACAGGCCGAUGAACUCCUUCCUGGAAGCGAAAGGUUACAUGGAAUCAUCACACCCUGCGGCGGUGGUGGGCUGUUGAGCGGGGUGGCAUUGAGUUGCCAGGGAACAGGAAUCAAGGUCUUUGGUGCAGAGCCAUCAUUUGAGGGGGCCGAUGACUGCCGCCGCGGACUUCUCGCCGGCCACCGAGUCGAACAAGUCAGAAGCCUGACAAUCGCUGAUGGUCUACGGACGCCUGUGGGGGAGAUUCCAUGGAAGAUCAUCAGCAACACAGACAAUGUCCAGGGCGUAUUUUCAGUGACCGAAGAUCAGAUACGCUCCGCUCUAGAAUUAGUGCUACAGCGCAUGAAGAUCGUUAUCGAACCAAGUUCGGCCGUUCCGCUCGCCGUGGUGCUUUAUAACGAGGAUUUCCGACGACUUAUAGAGACUCAAUGUGGCGACAGCACCUUCAAUCUGGGUCUGGUAAUCAGUGGCGGAAACGUAGAGUUGAGAAGAUUGGCUGAGUUGGUCGGGUGA